Messenger RNA from Magallana angulata, 1170 nucleotides. RefSeq lists its product as uncharacterized. Bases 210 to 674 code for a protein of 154 amino acids. The record is from RefSeq and is a predicted model, not a curated record. The transcript is spliced from 2 exons. NCBI's taxonomy places the organism in Eukaryota, Metazoa, Mollusca, Bivalvia, Ostreida, Ostreidae.
AUACAGAUCUAGUCGUGGGGAUAUUUGGGGUCUGCUUCGAUUUUAUUCUUGUUAUGUUCUAGCUAAGUUUGUCUGUGAUUUGAAACCAUACGUGGAAGACGUGUAGCUACAAACGGCAAUUUCUCUAUAUCUUUUGGAAAAUUUAUUUAAGUUUUUAUUUCGGAACGUGUAUUUAAAAUUUGUGUGGAAAGUACUGAAACAAUUUGGAAAUGGGGAAAAAAUCGCCACAAAAGCUAGACAAAGCGCAAAAUUCGGCAUCGCAACAGUCAUCAUCAACCUCAGCUUUGAAAAAGGAGGCUGCAGUGCUCAAAGACACCAGUCUUGCGGUUCUCUCGCGAGAGUUGGGCGCUCUGGACAAACAUAGUGGUCUGAUGCUUGGAAUGUACCUCAAUGUUCCAAACACCACCAUUGUCAACAUCGCAAAUGCCGCAUCAGAUGACGGAUACAGUGACGUCAGCGACAGAACCAGGAUUGACACCACACAGAAAAUUCUACUCACGUGGAAGGAUUCUUGGAAAGACAUGCGCCCCAAGAUUAAAGAGCGCGAAAAAGUAAAAGAGCUUGCGCGCGCAGUCACGGAAAUGGGGAAAUCGGAAAUGGCUUCUGUGAUUACCGAAAAACAUGGCGAAAACGCAGAACUGACGGCAGACGCUUUUACCGGCCUUACCUCGUGAAUUUCAUUAACUUAUACAUAGAUCUUUGAAAACAAUUUUGAAGAGAACAGAAUUCUCAGGAAUAUCGACUCAUCCUGAAAGAUCACAAUAUCCCCCUUUAAAUACCGUGCUUUGAAAUGAUAUACCAAAACCGUGUGAUAUAUAGCCAAAGAAUGUUUCGUCUCUUUAUAGUUCCGACACAAUGACCGCAGGUUUUGAUAAAGAUAGCGAUUUUUUAACCUGAUGUACUUUGAAAACGUUACGAAGUCAAGAAAGAUCAUACUUUUUUCAAUUAAAAAAUAAUUACGUAUCUUUACAUGAGAGUUUUGCAUACAAAUCCCCUUUUUGUAUAUAUUUGAUGAUAAUACUUAUGUUGAUUUAUUAUAUCUCACAAAUAAUGAUUUGUAUUAAUCUACUUUCUUCAAAUAUUGUUCAAUGGCUUAGCCAGUUGUUUUUUUCUCCAUAGUGCAUACUAGUAUAUUAAAUCUACCUCUGUACAGAGGGUAAUUCACAUGAA